AUGAGUUCGCCCGCUCGGCCAGCUCCUCGUAGACCCAAUGGGCGUCUGCAAGCAUGCGAUCCAUGUCGAAGGCGCAAGGUCGCGUGUGACCAUACACAGCCAGUAUGCAAUAGAUGUCGAGCGAGGAAUCAAGCCAAAAAUUGCGUCUACUUGGUCGGCAGCUCCAAUUUGAAGGCUGCGCUGCUCAACGAGGGCCCAAGGAACAGUGAUACCGCCUUUGACUUCAAUUCAACAACCGGUGAGGACCUCUCACCUUCAAUGACCGUGUCAGAUGAGACACAACAUGACCCUCCAGGUUUGGUAGAGCGAUCACCAGUGGCUUCCCGGCGGCUGCACCACACUACCUCACCUUCCAUAGACGUUCCUUCAUCUGGUACUGGUACUGGUUCUGGCUCGGGGUUUCUGGGCGCAACCAGUCACUCGGCAGUGUAUGACGAGACUACACAAACAUUGUCCCUGCUUCAAGGCUUUCAAGCUUGCUUGCCUGUACCAGGAGAGUCGAAACAGAGACAACGAUUCAGAGAUGCAGCAUCCGAAGUUUUGCUCUCCCCUACUCGCGAAAUGUGCUUGGUUGUGCUUCGCAGUAUCCCAAGUCCACCAGAUGGACACAUCUCGCUGCUCAUGUCACCCCAUCCAUAUGACGGCUGGGCCAGAGUGGCUGCCCAGCGAAUUUUGAAAUCCUUGUAUGGUAGGUUUGGGAAAUAUCUCGGCUCCAAUCGCGUCGACUCGCAGCUCGAGGAGAUUGCAGUAAUGCUCAGCAACAACACUGCACGGCCAUUCUCAGACAGCGUCGCCGACCCUGACCAGUGGAUUGCCCAAUUUUCUGGCCCAAAUUUGCGCUGGGAGUCGCUAGGACUCAUAUUCAGCUUCAAAGAGCUAGGCUUAGACCGUCGUUGGGUUUCGCAACAAGGAACAUCUGCACAGAGCCUUCGCAAACAUUGGCCAGAGGUAGCUAGGGUCUGCCUUGGACUUACCAUUGAUCUAGCUCGUAGGUUCUCGGACGGUAAUAGCAUUUUAUUGCAGCUUUGCAUUCGACGCACUGUAGCAGAGUCCAUCAUAACCGGCGAUGCCAGCCUUUCUUGUUGGAGAGCAUUGUCUGAAUCAACUUCGUUGCUGACCUUUCUUGGUUAUCAUGCCGAGUCCUCCUCUCCCACGUACCAACCAUGUCUGAGUUCAGAAACAAGACGCAGAGUGGCUGCCCAUGUGUUCAUUAUGGAUAAGGUGGUAGUUCUUUUUACGGGACGGCCACCCCAAAUUAGCCAUCGCUAUGUUUCAACGCCGCUACCAUUGGAUCUCGAUGAUGAAGAGCUGUUUGCUGGAGAGGCCGCCAUUGCUGAAUCUGUGCGCUCGCUGGAUGACAAUGGAUGGAACACCAAAGGAGGGCUCUACGCAGCGACGACCCUUCGAUGUCGGUUGUUGAUCGCUUUUAUUCGCGAUGAACUGAUUGAAAUAGCGGUGGGAAAUUGGAAGGAAACUCCCAUUGAUACUCUCUUGCACUUGAAGAAACGAGAGAGCGACACCAUGACGAGCUUUCCGGACUCGGCAGUCUACCGUGAUGGGGAAUUUGACGACCCUUUGGCAGACAUGGGUCUUCUCUAUGCUAGGCUGCUGAUCAAGUUGGAGCACCUGCAAAAUCUCUUCGUCAUCGAGCGACUGCUAUGGCGGCGUGGCCAUCGGGACCAGUGCGAACUCCUGACCACAAGUUUUGAACUUGUGUCGCGCACGCUGUUAUUCUGGACCAACAAAGACCGGUUUACCCUGGUACGGGCCGACUUUGCCUGGCUGGUCAUGGCGUAUGCCACUCCAAGUGGUGGAAUUCUCUGUAUGGAACUAUUGAAACCAACAUUCAGCGGCCGACAUCCGCAGAACGUAAAGAUAACGCGGUCCAGCAUAAUCCAACAACUGAGCCUCUUGAUCGGGUUUCUGGACUGGAUUGGUCCAAAUGGCCCAAACGGCGAGCUGUGCGCAGGUUGUAGCUCGGUCAUUCAACUGGUGCUCGAUCACACAUUGAAUGCCCGAGAUGAUGAGAGCUGGCCACCAGUUAGCUUGGACACGAUGCAGCUGGAUUUUAAUUUUGAGCUGUUUGACACCUUUGACUGGAUGCGGCCAGAUAUAUCGCUAUAA
This is a messenger RNA of Pochonia chlamydosporia 170, 2124 nucleotides long. Its product is annotated as fungal specific transcription factor domain-containing protein. Gene Ontology annotation, biological process: regulation of DNA-templated transcription; DNA-templated transcription. The transcript is spliced from 4 exons. The coding region runs from base 1 to 2124 and encodes 707 amino acids. The record is from RefSeq and is a predicted model, not a curated record. NCBI's taxonomy places the organism in Eukaryota, Fungi, Ascomycota, Sordariomycetes, Hypocreales, Clavicipitaceae. Gene Ontology annotation, molecular function: zinc ion binding; DNA-binding transcription factor activity, RNA polymerase II-specific; DNA binding. Gene Ontology annotation, cellular component: nucleus.